AUGGAGGCCAGGCUGCCAUGCAUCCACCUGGGUGCCCUCGUGGUGCUCUGGGCACAGAUGGCAGCGGCCAUGGUGGACCUGGACCGGCAGAAGCUUGGAGGAUUCUGGCGGGAAGUCGGUGUGGCCUCCGAUCAAAGCCUGGUGCUGACCCCCCGGAAUCGGGUGGAGGGCCUGUUCCUCACCAUGAACAGGAGUAACCUGACCGUGAAGGUUGCGUACAAUAUCUCAGGAAGCUGCGAGAUAGACAGGGUCGUGGGCUCAGAAAUAGACACUACAGGAAAAUUCACUUUUCCUGGCCACAGAGAGAUCCAGGUGCUGGACACGGACUACGAGGGCUAUGCCAUCCUGCGGGUGUCCCUGAUGUGGCGGGGCAGGAACUUCCACGUCCUCAAGUACUUCACUCGGAGCCUGGAGGACGAGGAGCGGCUGGGGUUCUGGAGGUUCCGGGAGCUGACAGCAGACACGGGACUGUACCUGGCGGCCCGGCCUGGGCGGUGUGCCAAGCUCCUGAAGGAGAGUUUGGGGUUGUUACCCCAUUUUGCUGAUUGA
Messenger RNA from Saimiri boliviensis boliviensis (Bolivian squirrel monkey), 549 nucleotides. It is a transcript of the gene LCN8, whose product is annotated as lipocalin 8. The record is from RefSeq and is a predicted model, not a curated record. Lineage: Eukaryota; Metazoa; Chordata; Mammalia; Primates; Cebidae. Gene Ontology annotation, molecular function: small molecule binding.